This is a messenger RNA of Emiliania huxleyi CCMP1516, 1005 nucleotides long. RefSeq lists its product as hypothetical. The transcript has a single exon. The record is from RefSeq and is a predicted model, not a curated record. Lineage: Eukaryota; Haptophyta; Isochrysidales; Noelaerhabdaceae. Bases 1 to 1005 code for a protein of 334 amino acids.
AUGCUGCUCGUCUCCGCCACCUGCCUCUCCCUCUCGCUCAAAACAUCUGUCAAACCGCAGUCGCUGCCAUCCUUCCUCGUGCCCUACAACGAAAAAGCGCUCGCGCUCACUGACGCGGCGAUAGAGCACGACUCGCUGUCGGUUUCGCGCGGCGUGUCCUACGGGCCAGCAUCUCACCAGACGCUCGACGUGUGGGCUCCCGUCACUCCGACAACGGCGGGCCUGCCAAUCGUUGUUGGCAUCCACGGCGGCGGCUGGGAGAAUGGCUACCCAGAGUGGGCUGGCUUUGGCGCACUCACCGUCUGCGCUACGCCGGCCCUCUACAUCACGCCGGCCUACGCCCUUGGCCUCGGCGAGCGGCAGGCGUGGCCAGAGUCUCGCGAUGAUCUAUUGGCGGCGCUGCGGUGGGUGGUCGAGCAUGCCAAGGAGUAUGGCGGCGACCCGGCAAGGAUCAUCCUCACCGGCCAUAGUGCGGGUGCACACCUUGCAGCCUGCCUCGGUCUCGACCCGCCGCUGCUGCGGUCCGCGGGCGUGUCUCCAUCCGCCAUCAAGGCGCUCUUCCUGGUGAGCGGGCCGGUAGGCCUGCGCGCGCAGGACUUUGCCCCAGCGCACUGGCUAUGGCGCUUCUGGGUUGGCCGGCCACUCAUCUGGUGGCUGUACCGCAAGGGCGUGUCUCCAAACCUGCGUGCUGUCGUGGGCUCGCCUCCCGAACCGACCGCCGUGCUCGCGGCGUCGCCGCUCGCGCGGCUGGCUGAGCAGGACCCGGCGGAGCUGCCAGGCCUGGUCCACAUCACCUACGGCGGCAAGCGCGACUUUCCCUUCUGCAAGCCGCAGGCGAAGCGCCUACGCGCAGAGCUCGAGCGGCUGGGACGGAGCGCCACCUCCGCGCCGCGGGUCGAGGUUCUCGAGAUGAGCGAGUGUGACCACUUUGGGACGCACUGGGCCCUCGCCGAGCCGGGCAGUGAGUGGAUCGCGGCGCUGCAGGCGGCUUUGAAGGAGAGCUGA